Molecule: messenger RNA, 1529 nt
Organism: Prorocentrum cordatum
Lineage: Eukaryota; Dinophyceae; Prorocentrales; Prorocentraceae
Source: the annotation of a GenBank genome assembly
CCUGGCUCAAGGCCCUCGGUAUCGCAUGUCGGAACUUCCGUGGGUCAUCCUCUCUUCCUUUGGCGCAGCGAUGCUGCCUUGGCUCAAGGCCCUCUGGGCGUCCGCGGCCACACCCUCAGGGAGCACGCCCACCGGCAGCGCCUGGGGAUGAGCUCCCCGGAGGCCUCGCCGCUGCUGCCCAACCCAGGGCCAGAGCAGGGGACUUCUCCGAGGCCGUUGAGCCCCGAUGAUGUGGGCGUCGAGAGCGAGGAGGUCCGGAAAGGGAGCAAGAUGGCCAUGGCCCGCGACCAACUGCGACUGAGAAUCGAGAAGGACUACGAAGAGCGCGGCUACGGCAGCAGCUGGUUCUGGAGGAAGAAGCUUGACGUGGCUAGGUGUUACGAGCGUGACGUGUCCCAGUAUGUCGUGGCUGGGCUUAUCACUGCCAAUUUUGUAGCCCAGUGCAUUCAGAGGGGCAUAGACCCAUGCAUGGGCGGAGAGCCACUCCCAGGCGUGCAACACGGGGAGAUUUGGAAGAUCGUAGCGAAUUUGUUCAACGUCAUAUUUUUAGUCGAGCUCCUGAUCAACAUGUACGGUACGUGGCUCUGGCCCGAGUGGAUCAAGGUAGGCUGGAACCAAUUUGAUUGCGUAGUGGUGUGCCUUGGCGUGGUCGACCUGUGUGGGUUUGACUAUCCGGGCCAGCUCCGAUUGCUGCGAAUGUUGAGGGUGUUCCGUAUAUUCCGCCUCUUCGCACGAAUCGAGAGUUUGCAGCAGAUCUUGUUUUCCCUCAAGGCGGCAGUGCCCGAUGUCGCCAGCGCGGCUAUGAUCAUGAUCAUUAUCAUGUCUAUCUUCUCGGUGCUGGCGGUUGACAUCUUGGGCGACGUCUACAGCAGAGAGGCCACGUGCGAAGGCGACGGCGGCGUCUGCCUGGCACAGUGCGAGGAGGAGGCUGCCGUCGGCAUCACUCCCCGCGGCCAUUGCUUCGGCUUUGAGUACUACGGCACGUUCGCGAAGGCCUGGUAUACGCUCUUCCAGAUAACGACGGGGGAGUCCUGGUCGGAGGCCGCAAUCCGACCGGCGCUGUUCUUUUUCCAGGAGCACGGGUUCGGUGUGGCCGGCAAGGUGAUGAUCAUGGUGCUGGUUUUUCUUUAUGUGGUCGUCACUUCUUGGAUCAUGUUGAAUGUGGUUGUGACCGUCUUGCUUGACAAGUUCACGUCAUUCGACAGCGAUCCGGGUGCCAGUCAGAAUGAGCCUAAGGACACGAGAAUGGUAUUCGACGAGAUGAAGGUGUCAGUACGCGAUGACCUUGCAGAUCUGCAAGAGACCAUCGAAGCAAUAGUCAUGAAGAUCAGCAGCCUGCAGAAGAAGGAUCCGCAGAACGAAGGCGCACAUACAGAACAGUGAUGACCACAUGUGAGUGUCACUUCGUGUCCUGAUCACCGUGAUCGUCGCCAUCGUUACGGUAGAGGGAAACAAUUAAUGAAUGUGGCAUGAGUGUUCGCUAUUUUUCCGAGGCCUGUACGAUCUCGUCGUCGUCGUCGUCGCCCUCA